Messenger RNA from Lycium barbarum (goji berry), 495 nucleotides. RefSeq lists its product as uncharacterized. The transcript has a single exon. The coding region runs from base 1 to 495 and encodes 164 amino acids. The record is from RefSeq and is a predicted model, not a curated record. NCBI's taxonomy places the organism in Eukaryota, Viridiplantae, Streptophyta, Magnoliopsida, Solanales, Solanaceae.
AUGAGAAGUAGCUAUGGCUUGCACAUUGGUUACCACAAAGCAUGGCGUUCCCUCCAACACGUUUAUAAUGUCAUAAGAGGAAGCCCAGAAAAUAACUACACACUUCUACCGCAAUAUCUUCACAUGAUGAAAUUAAGAAAUCGUGGAACAGUUGCUAACAUCAAAUGGACCGCUGACAAUAAGUUUAAAUAUGCUUUUUUCGCGUAUGGAGCAUCAAUUGAGGGUUGGAAACACUGCAGACCAGUAAUGAUGGUGGAUGCAACCUUCUUGAAAUCAAAAUACCGCGGUGUGCUCAUGGUAGCAGUAGCAAAAGAUGGAAACAACAACAUAUUUCCUCUCGCAUUUGGUAUUGCAGACUCUGAGAAUAAUGAAUCCUACAGGUGGUUCUUCAGACACGUGAAAAAGGUGUUUGGCACGCCCAAAGACCUAUCAAUUCUUUUCGAUCGCCACUCGUCAAUUGCAACUGUAAUCAAAGAACUGUAUCCAGAUACCUAG